AUGAUCGCGUUCGAGUCGCCCGCGGCGCCCGACCUGGACUGGGACGCGGCAUUCGUCAAAGGGCAUCGGGCCUUGGCCUGGCUUGCCAACGACAGCAGCAAGCCGAUGCGCUCGCGGGUGCCCGACUGCUGGAUGGCGUUCUCUACCCUCGAGUGGGCCCAGGGGGGCUGGACCAAGCACGAUGUUGAGGCGGCGCUGGUGAAGGAGGUGUGCAAGCUGCUGGGCCAGCUCACGGGGCGAAGCCCUCCGAAGGUCGUCUUCGCCCAGGCCGGCAGGUGGGGCAACAGCACGGCCUCUUGCCUCAGUGGCGCGGAGCCCGUCGGCGAGUUCCCGGCGCGCUGCUUGGCCCAGGAUCGGGGAGGGCCCCCCGCCGGCGAUUGUCUGGGAGCCCGCGGACGGCAUGGGCGCCUGCGGGGAUUGGGCCGCGGGCUUCUCCGUGUGCGACGCCUACGACGCUGGCGUCGCACUGGCCGGCGAGAUUCUGCAGCGCGGUGGCACGCGUGGUGGCACGCCCACGUGCAAGCGCGCCAGAGCCGGCGACGGCGACCCGCCGAGCAAGGAGUACAGGACCGACCCGGGCAACGGGGGCGCCUACACCCGGGCGGAGUUCGUCGACUUCUACGGUCAGGAGAGUGGAAGCGAAACUGGGACGCCGCCAAGGCCUCCUCGGUCGUCGCGAGCGAGCGUCCCGGCCCCGCACCCGAGGGCGCCGGCGCCGACGACCGGCCGGGGUCCGCCGCCCGAGGCGGGCGCAGGCGGUGGAAUCGCGCGGUGGGGGCGUAG
Messenger RNA from Prorocentrum cordatum, 783 nucleotides. NCBI's taxonomy places the organism in Eukaryota, Dinophyceae, Prorocentrales, Prorocentraceae. The record is from the annotation of a GenBank genome assembly.